AUGGUCACAGGACAUCUGGACUCACCACCACCACCCCCACCCACUCUGGGGCCCUUCUCUCCACGUAACUUUGACGCACGAUCAUUAACCCUGAAGCUCCCAGAGGCAGUUGUCGGGGCUCUCUCGCCGCUGCCCUGGCGGCACUUCAUGGCUGGCCAGCUGCUUGUUCUGGAAUCAGAUCAACCGAUGAAGAGGAAAAUCUCUGAGAAGGGUCACGGGAGUCAAGAGGGUUCCCUCUUGGCAUCCCCAGAAGCUUCAACUCUGGAGGCGAUGGGUAGAAAGGAAGAGGAUGACUGCAGUUCCUGGAAGAAACAGACCACCAACAUCCGGAAAACUUUCAUCUUCAUGGAAGUGCUGGGAUCAGGAGCUUUCUCAGAAGUUUUCCUGGUGAAGCAAAGGGUAACUGGGAAGCUCUUUGCCCUGAAGUGCAUCAAAAAGUCACCUGCCUUCCGGGACAGCAGCCUGGAGAAUGAGAUCGCUGUGCUGAAAAAGAUCAAGCACGAGAACAUCGUGACCUUGGAGGACAUCUAUGAGAGCACCACUCACUACUACCUGGUCAUGCAGCUUGUUUCUGGUGGGGAGCUCUUUGACCGGAUUCUGGAACGGGGUGUCUACACAGAGAAGGAUGCCAGCCUGGUGAUCCAGCAGGUGUUGUCAGCUGUGAAAUACCUCCACGAGAACGGCAUCGUCCACAGAGACUUAAAGCCUGAAAACCUCCUGUACCUCACCCCCGAGGAGAAUUCUAAAAUCAUGAUCACAGACUUUGGUCUCUCCAAGAUGGAGCAGAGUGGCGUCAUGUCCACUGCCUGCGGGACCCCAGGCUACGUGGCUCCAGAAGUGCUGGCCCAGAAACCCUACAGCAAGGCUGUGGAUUGCUGGUCCAUCGGCGUCAUCACUUACAUAUUGCUGUGUGGGUAUCCCCCCUUCUAUGAAGAAACUGAGUCUAAGCUGUUUGAGAAGAUCAAGGAAGGCUACUAUGAGUUUGAAUCUCCAUUCUGGGAUGACAUUUCUGAGUCAGCCAAGGAUUUUAUUUGCCACUUGCUGGAGAAGGACCCGAAUGAGCGGUACACCUGCGAGAAGGCCUUGAGGCACCCCUGGAUUAACGGAAACACAGCCCUCCACCGGGACAUCUACCCAUCAGUCAGCCUCCAGAUCCAGAAGAACUUCGCCAAGAGCAAGUGGAGGCAAGCCUUCAACGCAGCGGCCGUGGUCCACCACAUGCGGAAGCUGCACAUGAACCUGCAUAGCCCAGGGGUCCGGCCAGAGGUAGAGAACAGGCCGCCCGUCCCUGCAGCCUCGAGACCCACCUCCCCGGAGAUCACCGUCACUGAGACACCCGCUGCCCCGGGCCCGAGCGCGGCGGCCCCCGUGCCGCCCCGGCUGCCCUGCCGGCACGGCCCCCAGCCCGCGGCCCCCGGGGGCAGGUCCCUCAACUGCCUGAUCAAUGGCUCCCUCCGCAUCAGCAGCAGCUUGGUGCCCAUGCAGCAGGGGCCCCUGGCCGUCGGGCCCUGCGGCUGCUGCUCCAGCUGCACGAACGUUGGGGCCAAAGCAAACACCUCCUACUGCUCGGAGCCCACACUGCUCAAAAAGGCCAACAAAAAACAGAACUUCAAAUCGGAAGUCAUGGUACCAGUGAAAGCCGGUGGCAACUCCCACUGCCGGGUGGGGCAGACUGGAGUUUGUCUCAUCAUGUGA
Molecule: messenger RNA, 1695 nt
Organism: Budorcas taxicolor (takin)
Lineage: Eukaryota; Metazoa; Chordata; Mammalia; Artiodactyla; Bovidae
Gene: CAMK1G
Product: calcium/calmodulin dependent protein kinase IG
Exons: 12
Coding region: 1-1695 (564 amino acids)
Biological process (GO): peptidyl-serine phosphorylation
Cellular component (GO): intracellular anatomical structure
Molecular function (GO): calcium/calmodulin-dependent protein kinase activity; ATP binding; calmodulin binding
Source: RefSeq, a predicted model, not a curated record